AUGUUACGGUCCGUGGCAACACUUGUCUGCGUCCUGCCUUCUAAUCCCAUCGGUUAUGACGAAUUGGAUCUCAAGAUUCGCGGGACCAUCGUCAAAUUCACCGGCAAGAACACAACGGACACGACGCAUGUCUUGUGGACACCCCGGCGCGGGCAGCGGUACAUUCCACCUCGCAGAGACGACCGCGGGAAAAUCAAGUCGUGGCUGCGGCUCUCCCUCACUGCGGUCGCGUGGCGCAUCGCGACCGGGUUUGAGAACUGCAGGUUCACACUGGUGAAUGUUGGCGCCGUUAGUGCAAAGGAUGCCGAGGUCGAGCACGACAUUGCUGCCUGGGACGUAGAGGCUGAUCGCGUCCCGGAGUCAUGGCACUGGCUGCACAAAGGCGACUACUUGCCCCGUGACAGCGAGGGCGAUGACUACUACGACAGCGACGACGACGGUGAUGAUGAUGGUACACGUGAGGACGGCGGAGAGAAGACACAGCAUGAUGGCCUAUCACAACCACAUACCGUCGAGCCCGGCGAAGAGGUGCGAGCUGCCCGGAUCGAAGCGGGUUUUCGGAGCCAGGUGGCCCGUUACUGCCGCGAGGCCGGCCUGGACGACGAGGCGACGCGGAAGCGGCAAGAGUUGAUACGGUUCAUCACGAUGGACGAGUACUUUGCAGAGCCUGGCCUGCUCGACGUCUUUGACGCCGAGGAGCUGGCUCCGUGGCUUACAUAG
Molecule: messenger RNA, 720 nt
Organism: Vanrija pseudolonga
Lineage: Eukaryota; Fungi; Basidiomycota; Tremellomycetes; Trichosporonales; Trichosporonaceae
Exons: 1
Coding region: 1-720 (239 amino acids)
Source: RefSeq, a predicted model, not a curated record